Molecule: messenger RNA, 579 nt
Organism: Octopus sinensis (East Asian common octopus)
Lineage: Eukaryota; Metazoa; Mollusca; Cephalopoda; Octopoda; Octopodidae
Exons: 5
Source: RefSeq, a predicted model, not a curated record
GGAGAAAAUAAAUUUAUUGACUCCCUUUGCCAAACCAUUCUACCGUUUGAGGAAUUACUUUGGAUUCUGAACCACCCAGAUAUUGAUAACAACUUGAAAACGCCUUUCUUGAAAUUCACACUUGGUGUCUAUGUUAAACCAACCCCAGAUGAGAAUGAGAGUGGCCUUUCAGAUAUCCAACAUCAUAAAAAAAUUUGGGACUUCCUUUCCACGACUGUUCAAACUGUCAAUGAGCUGUUUGACUCUGUCACCCGUUACCGAGAAAGGACCACUUCUUUGCUGAAAACUUAUCCAGACAAAAGUGCUAUUGCUGACAGCAGUGACACAAGAGGAAUGGUCCACGGCAAUCUCUACUAUGUACUGGAAGGUGUACUUCCCUUCUUGCAUGUGUUUUAUAUGUUAUACUACAUGCCUGACAAAACAUUAUUUCCAAGUGAAAUAACCAUCACAGAAAACCUUGCCAAAGGACUUGUGACGUUCUGUGAACUUAUCAGUCCAAUGCUCGUUAAACCAUUCCAUAUGAAAAAUGUAGUGUCGUCUUUAACAAGUGUCGUGUCAACAUCAAGUGUUUCAAAAACG